AUGUCUCCUGCUACCUCGGGAGCUCUCUCUGACUAUGGAGUUAAUCUUGAUCUUACUGACGCCUUUCUCGACCGCAAACAAUUUGACUACCAUCUUUUCUACGAACUAGUCGCUUGGAGGAAACGCCACCCAAGUCCUGCGAAUAUAUUACUCAUUCUUCGACACUGUGAAGAAGGUCUCGCUGGUGUUCUUCAUGCUUAUCCAAAGCUUGGAUACAAUCUUCUUCUAGCAUGUCCGCUUUACAAUAGUCUUCGUGCUUACCCUGCGUUCGCUUCCAUAAAGACCAGAUUUCCGUGGCUAUUAUUAGCAAAGGGAGAAUAUGAAGCACACCCAAACAGAUUUGUGGGCCAAGCAGCACUGGAGGAGCUGGUGGUUGCUAUAGACCAAGCAACAUUGGAGGAUAAGGAUGGUAAUGAGGAUAAGAGAAAAGGCUCAGGGAGAGAGGAAACUGAAGAAAGGAAAAGAGCAGGAACAGACGAUGAGACACUAACUAGAGGAAAACGUGAGAGGUCUACUUCACCGUUUCAUAGGAAUAGUCGCAAGAGAAAGCUUUCACCAGAAAGAGCUUCUGCAACAAGGCAUGAUGAGGGAUCUAACGCAAGAGGGAGCGGCGAGGAACCCAAUGAAGAAGAUGCUGAAGAGGCUCUGGGAGCGAAGAAAAAGGAAGAAUCAUCGUUUGAGCUAUCAGGAAAACUUGCGGAAGAAACCAACAGAUACCGAGCAAAUAUCCUAUUGACUGCAAAUCCCGCUCUUACUCUAAGGAAUGUAGGUAUUUGCACUGCUCUUCAGUGAGCCCCCAGAGGCUAGAAAACCCAACAAAGGAUGAUACUAUCAAGUUUGGUAACAGCAGCCGAGAGUACCUACUAUUGCUCGAUGGUUCUGCAGAACGAAUCAAAUAUGUGUCAGUAGAAAGAAAAUAGCUUUUCUCUGUGAUUUAAAAGGAUAGUCGAGCAUCUUCUUUUCUACUUUACAGACAUUUUGUUAAUACUUACCAAGUAACAAACGAUCGAAUGUUAAAGAGAUAUUAGUUUCUGUCUUUUGGUUUUGUA
Messenger RNA from Eruca vesicaria subsp. sativa (arugula), 1049 nucleotides. NCBI's taxonomy places the organism in Eukaryota, Viridiplantae, Streptophyta, Magnoliopsida, Brassicales, Brassicaceae. The record is from the annotation of a GenBank genome assembly.